ACACGACAUAUUUAUCACACUGUACUUAAUAUAUGUAUCGCUUUUGUAGCAUAUCUAGUUUAAUGUAUAGUAGACGAUAAUAAGAAAACGUAAAUAAAAUAAUAAACCACUAAGAAUAAGUCUAUCAGACUUCUCUUAGUCGAUAAAAUAUCCUUUAUUUUGUAGAUAAAUAUAUCGAAUUUACAAUUAAUUAGUUUUUAUUAAUUAUUGCCGAUACUUUUCAUUAGUUUCACCUUUAAUUAUAGAAAUAGUUCUUCUUUAAUAAAUAAUUUAAAUAAUAUAAUAAAUAAUCAUUAUAUAUAUGUAUUUCGAAAUACAUUUUAGAAAGAAUAUAUUACAGUUUACAAAGUCCAAAAUUACCAAAGCAUUUUUAUAUAUUUUAUCAUAAUUUUUAAAUGACUGCAUGUUGUAUAUUAAAAUAAUUAAUAUGUAGCGAGAAUAGCCACCAGAUUUGUUAUUUUUAAUAAAUAAUUAAACUGCAGAUAAGAAGUAUUGCAAUAUCAUCAGUUCUUUUACACAUUUAUUGAAUUCCUUGUUGAUAAAAAGACAUACAAAUUGCUUGCAUAUGUAUUUAUAUAUAUAUCUAUACACAACAUACACACAUAUAUUUGAGCACAGAAUAUCAAAAUUGAAAUAUUUUGAUGCAAUAUAUAGAUCGAAAGGAUAUUGUUUCACUUGUUUUAUAUAGUAUAUAAUCUAACAAUAAAUAGAAAGUAUAUAAGACAGAAUAUGUCACGUGAGAUUCUUGAAAAAAUACCAACAAUGACAAACACUUCCCACAGAAUUUAGAAUUGGCAAUAAAGAAAAUUAUUCUAACACCGAGAUUAUUUUGAGUGCGAGUUUGUGUAAGGCGGGUAAAUAGAUAGAUGUAUAAACAGAGCGAUAAUACAUAAAUAGUUUUAUCUGGAAAUGAUAAAAACUAAUUUUAUGAUGAAAUUACCGUUCCUUUACCUCUUAUUAUCAUUAGCAUGAAGAAAUAGAUAUUUUUAAUGUACAAUAAAGUAUACCAAUACUUGCACCAUACACAUACAAGUUAGAAAGAAAAAUAAUAUGGAUAACAGAUUGAGUAUAAUCACACAACUAUAUAGCGUCUUAAAUCUCCUGUUAAGUGUUGCUUUUUCUUUAUCAUGCGAACACAUUGGGUAAUGUUUUGUCGCUUCGCAAUUGACGUCGUUUGUAAUCUCUUUUCCACUAUACGGAAACAAGGAUUUUUUUAAAUCAAACAUGCAUUUCACCGCGAACGCGAGCUGAUAUCGCGCGCGAAAGAGAAAUUGACGUUGAAAAAUGUGACGAGAAGUUUCUUGAUAACAUGUAUAUGUUAUAAACAGUAUAAUUUUGAAGAUAAAUCACAAUUAGAGCAAUAAAGCCGCGCGAUCUUGACUGAGAGAACUACAGUCCAGUUUGUGUCAAUAUCUUGCAGUCAUACACAAGCUGAUUCUGUGAAGCAUAGAAAAUGCUUCGUCUAGUGACAAACAAGUUAUCUAAAUGGAGUUUCAGAAAUAACCGAACAAUCACUACAUACAAUGGAAAAAACAUGACAAAGAAGAUUAACAUACCCAGUAAUGCAGAUGUUGUAAUAAUAGGUGGUGGCAGCGCUGGUUGCAAUGCGCUUUAUCAAUUAGGAAAACGCGGUAUCAAUGCUAUACUCUUGGAUAAAUCUAAACUUAUAUCUGGCACAACAUGGCAUACAGCAGGUCUCGUAUGGUGUUUACGCGGAGUAUGCGAUAUAGAAAUGGAGUUGCUAAAAGCUUCGAGAUUGCUUUAUGCAUCCUUGCAAGAAGAAACGGAUAUAAAUCCAGGAUGGAUAAAUAACGGUGGACUUCUUAUCGCGAAAUCUCCCGAGCGAGUGGCCGAAUACGAAAGAUUAAUUACUAGUUGUAAGAAUUUUGAUAUUGAUGCAUAUAUAAUUGAUCCAGCCGAAACGAAGAAAAAGUUUCCCUUGAUAGACGAGAAUGCAUUUCUAGCUGCGAUACAUUCUCCAGCAGAUGGUACUAUAGAUCCUGCCAUGUUAGUAAAUGCAUUGACAAAGUCAGCAGAAAAAAACGGUUGCAAGGUUAUCGAGGAUUGUCCAGUGACUAAAAUUCUCACAGAGAAUAACGAUGGCCAUAAAAUCGUUCAUGGAGUAGAAACGCCUUACGGUAUUAUAAAAACUAAUGUCGUAUUAAACGCUGCUGGAGCAUGGUCAGGAACGAUAGCACGAAUGGUAGGACUGGAUAUUCCAUUAAUACCGAUGAAACACGCAUACAUCGUCACUGAGCCGAUGAACGUACAAGGAUUGCCAAACAUCCGAGAUCCCGAUCGUAAUAUCUACUUUCGAGUGCAAGGUGGAACUAUGAGCAUCGGAGGUUACGAAUCAAAUCCUAUCAUAUUAAAAUCUGCACCAGAAGACUUCUCCUUUAGUUUGUACGAGCUGAAUUGGGAUGUAUUCAAUACACAUGUAGAAGCGAUGAACCAAUUGAUACCCGUUUUGGCAACCACAGGAAUAAGAACGACAGUGUGCGGUCCAGAAAGUUUCACUCCUGACCAUAGACCUAUCAUGGGUGAAGACCCACGCUGCACAGGUUUUUAUUACUCCUGUGGAUAUAAUAGCGCUGGGAUGAUGUUCGGAGGUGGUUGUGGAGAACAAGCAGCAUUAUGGAUAAUUAACGGACGACCAGACAAAUACAUGUUCAAUCACGAUAUUAGGCGAUUUAUACCAGAACAAAGAAAGAACUUAGUUUGGAUUAAUGAGCGAAGUCAUGAAGCUUAUGCAAAAAAUUAUGAGAUUAUGUUUCCACACGACGAACGUUUAAGUGGCAGAAAUUUAAAGACAGAUCCUUUUCAUAAUUUACUCAUCAAUGAAGGCGCCGUCAUGGAAGAACGGCAAGGAUGGGAACGUCCAGGAUGGUUCUUGCUAAAUAAUAAAACAGCCACAGCUUUACGUUAUGAUUAUGAUGGCUAUUAUGAUACGCCUAAAAAUACGAAUGAUAUAUAUGCCGAUAUAUUAAAAACGGAACGUACAUUCCAAUUUCCAUCACACGAUAAUAUCAUACGGGAGGAAGCGCUUUCAUGCAGAAAUAACGUUGCCUUAUUUAACAUGUCGUACUUCGGGAAAUUUUACAUAUGCGGCCCAGAAGCAAGAGAGGCAGUAGAUUAUAUAUUUACAUCUCAAGUAGAUCGAGAAAUCAACAAGACUGUUUACACUUGUAUGUUAAAUGGAAACGGAGGUGUGGAAGGUGAUUGCACGGUCACUGGUCUAGAAUCUGGCUUAGGUGGUAUAGUUGAUCCCAUAUUUAAAGGAAAAGCAUUUUACAUCGUGAGUGGAGGCAUGUCAUCGUAUCAUACCUGGGCACAUAUCAAUAAAGUAGUCAGAGAAAAAGAUUUCAGCGUCUCUGUGCAUAAUGUCACAGAACAGAUAGGAAUUUUAUCAGUUCAAGGUCCUAACAGCCGUCAAGUUCUUCAAAUAUUAGUUGAGGAUGAUCUCUCGAACAAAUCAUUUCCAUAUAGCACUUCAAAAUUAGUACGAAUAAAUGGUGAACUAGUGCACAUGUUUAGACUAAGUUUUGUGGGUGAACUUGGCUUUGAAUUACAUAUUCCAAGAAGUUCGUGUGAAAAGGUUUAUAAAGCUUUAAUGGAAUAUAGUAAGAAAUAUGAUAUGAAAUUAGCCGGUUAUAGAGCACUCUACAGUUUAAGUUGUGAAAAAGGGAAUCAUCUUUGGGGUGCAGACUUAAGAUUGGAUGACAAUCCAAUAGAAGCAGCUUUAGAAACUGUCUGUCGCAAGAAUGGCAAGUAUUUAGGUAAAGCAUCUGUCAAACGAUGUCGUGAAAAUGGAGUAAAAAAGAGACUGGUGCAUUUACACAUAAAUGAUGAUAUACCACUGUGGGGUAUGGAAAAUGUAUAUAGAAAUGAUCAAUUAGUUGGUUAUCUAAGAAGAGCUGAACAUGGAUAUACUUUUAAAAGCAGUAUUGGACAAGCAUAUAUCACAGCACCAAAUGGACAAAAUAUUACAAAGGAAUUUUUAGAAACGGGUACUUACCAGAUUGAAGCGAUGAGAAAAAGGUAUCCUGCAAGAAUGUAUCUUAAAAGUCCAUUCGAUCCACAUAAUAAGAGAAUAUUAGGUAUAUAUACAAUAUAAAAAUACUUUUUGGCAGCAUUAUUUUUUGUGAAUUUAAAACAUCUGUAAAAAGCAUAUAUAUGUAUAUUUUAAUCAUUACACUUAAUAUUUUGUGCAAAUAGAUUAUAUUUAUUUAAGGAAUUAAUAUAUAAAUUACUUAUGUCAUUACAAUAAAUAAUAAAAAUUAUUCAAAUACUCACAAAUUUAUCCCGCUAAUGGGUUAGCAUGUAUGGUUAUAUUGUUUAUCCUGAUUUCUGCAAGUGGUUUGAAAUUCUUAGG
Molecule: messenger RNA, 4372 nt
Organism: Formica exsecta
Lineage: Eukaryota; Metazoa; Arthropoda; Insecta; Hymenoptera; Formicidae
Product: sarcosine dehydrogenase, mitochondrial
Exons: 15
Coding region: 1454-4114 (886 amino acids)
Cellular component (GO): mitochondrion; cytoplasm; mitochondrial matrix
Molecular function (GO): sarcosine dehydrogenase activity; protein binding
Source: RefSeq, a predicted model, not a curated record